This is a messenger RNA of Lingula anatina, 2906 nucleotides long. Its product is annotated as tRNA (guanine(27)-N(2))-dimethyltransferase. Gene Ontology annotation, cellular component: nucleus. The record is from RefSeq and is a predicted model, not a curated record. Gene Ontology annotation, biological process: tRNA N2-guanine methylation. NCBI's taxonomy places the organism in Eukaryota, Metazoa, Brachiopoda, Lingulata, Lingulida, Lingulidae. Gene Ontology annotation, molecular function: RNA binding; tRNA (guanine) methyltransferase activity.
CAGAUGGCAGUCAGCGGCUCGAAUCGAUCGGUACAACUUACGCUUUCCUUCGAGUUGUUGGAAAUGUGGUAGAUUCUAGUUUUCGGAGUUUCUUUUCGCAUUUCUUUCUCUAAGGGCGUGUUGGAAGGAUCAUUCUCAAUCCCAAGCGCGUUGUACGUAUUGUGAAUGCAUCACAUGAUAAAAGUGUGAGGACGACUGAAUCCAAGUACAGCCAGGUCAAGCAGUCAUUUGCGAGUAGACGAGUAGCCCUGGCAAAUUCUUGGUUAAUUAAGUUUUGAUGUAUCAAAAUUUAAACAAGGAAAGCAGUCAGAGGUGCAUGCAGACCUCCAUCAAGACAAAAAGCUGUCUAAUAGUAAACAGUUAAUUAAUAAAUAAAUUGGUUAAAGGAUAUCAUCACCAAAUCAGUCAGUAUCAUAUCUGGCCUAUCCUGAAAAUUUCAUCAAAAUUAGUGGCAUAUGCUGAUGACAAGUAUAAGGUAAAAUACAUGCAUACAGAGGGAACAGAAACCAGUCAUGUCACAAAUAUUUGAAGAAAAUGGAGUAAAAAUUGCUGUGAAUAAAAAUCACGCCACUCCAGAGAAGACUGACACUUUCUACAACCCACGCAUGACCAUAUGCAGGGAAAUUUCUUUGUCUGUUUUGAGUGCCUUCUGCUCAGAGUUAGAAGAUAAGACACCAGAGUGCCUAGACGCAUUUUCAGCUACUGGCAUAUCUGGACUACAGUGGAAGAAACACCUCGGACACAAGAUCAAGGUCACAGUGAAUGACGCCAAUGCUGACGCAGUACAGAAUAUCAAAGACAAUUGUGCCUUGAAUGGAGUUGAAUUUCACCAGAAUGUAGAAAUCAAACCAGGGAAUGACCAGAAUGGAGGACCAGAUGUUAUUGAUAGUGGGGAAAAGCAAGAAGACCUUAGUAAAGUGGAGGUUUUUCAAGCAGAUGCCAAUGUUUUGUUAUACUUAAGGAGUUUUGAUUUUGUAAAUCUGGAUCCAUAUGGAUGUGCAGUGCAUUUUCUCGAGUCAGCUUUUCGCAACACUCGGAAUGGAGGGAUCAUCGUCAUAACCUCUACCGAUGUAGCGUCACUGUAUGGGAAGUGCAGCCAUGUUGGACUGAGGAAUUAUGGGGCAUAUGUUGUGAAGACAGACUACAUGAAGGAAAUGGCUGCAAGGAUGGUGUUGGGGGCUGCUGCAAGAUGUGCCACAAGAUGUAACAAGGGGUUUGAGGUCUUGGUCUCCAUUGCCGUGGAACAUUUUGUACUGGUGGCAGUAAGGAUAUGUCGUGGCCCGAAAUACGCAGAUGCAAUAGUUCCCCUGGUCCAGCGAGUUCUUCACUGCCAGAUAUGUGAAGAGAGGGUCUUCUAUCCCCCGGCUCACACACCUGUAGAGGCCCCGUACACCCUGCUUGCAUGUGACUGUACACAGAAGUAUCCUGGGAAGACAGCAUUGGACCUAGGUCCCGUGUGGAUUGGUAAGAUCUUCUCCUGCACGUUCAUCAGUAAAAUGCUCAAGUCUGCGAGGAAUCUGAAGCUGAGUUCUAGACUUUGCUCUUUGUUAGAGACAGUGCAUUGUGAGGCUUCGUGUCCAGAUCUAGUGACACCAAGAACAUUAACUAACCACUCACAUCCAGAGAUUACAGAUGAAAUGAGAGGAAAAGAAAGUGGCCUCUAUGAAGGUGGACAAAAUGAGAGUCUCAUAGAAAAAACACAUAACCAGACCCAGGGAUGUGUUAAUAUAAGUGAACUAGAGGAUGCUCCAAUUACCAGUAACUUUGAAAAUGUGGAAACAACAAAGGGUGUAACAAAUAUAAGUCAGGGAGAAACAUCUUCAUCUCUGAAGAGAAAAUCUGAGGCUUUAGAGUCACCAGAGGGAGGCACGGUGGCCAAGAAGAGAAAACCUCAAACCUUGAGUGUUGAGGACCCAGUCCCUUUCUAUUACAGUGUUCACAGACACAGGAUCAAAGGGGUGGAUUUGCCAAAAGCCCCCAAACUAGUCAAAUUCCUCCAGUCGGAGGGAUAUUGUGCCAGUCGAACCCAUUUCGAUCCAACUGCUGUGAAAACUUCUGCCAAUCUUUCACAGUUGAAGGCAGUGUUAUUAAAACAUUGCAAGACUGUUGAUACCACCUGACCAAAUUUUGUUUGAUGUCGAGCUAUUAGCCAGUAGACAGAUGCCUCAAAAUCACAAAUUGUCAAUUUUUUAAAAAUGAACAAAAUGCAUUACAGAAACUGGACUUAAUUAAGGAAGUUUCUUAUAUAAGAGAAGAGGUUUUUUCACAUAUUGGCACAAUAAACAUAAUAUGGAAAUUGACUUAGGUCGCAUUCACAACAGAUGAUCUUUAGAUCUACUGGUCCGAGGAUAAAAUAUUGCAGACCCUACUUGAAAACAAGACCUUCUAAUCCCUUAGUCUCUAUAUAUUUGCCUUCCCUGCAGGGACCUAGCAAUUAAACCAUGAAGUGAAGUGGAUAUUUAAUCCAUGUGGAGGCGAAGAGACCAUAAAAGGAUUAGGCGAUCUUGCUUUCAUGUGGGGUCCGCCAUGUUUGAUCCGCAGGUCAGUAGAUUCGAGGAUCAUCUGUUCUGAAUGUAACCUUAGGUGCCCAGACUGUUUUUCUUUCAAUAUUAAUACAAAAACUCUGAGCCAGUUUCAAAUUUUGUAUGUUGUGAUUUUGCAAUAUUAAUUUGAUAAUUUUUUCAUCUGCUUUAUUGAGCAAAGAAUAUAUAUUUUAAUAUACUAGCCACAGUCUCGAGAUAAAAUGUUUUACCCCUAAUUACAGUGCUUUGUGCAAUUUGGAGAAGUUCAUAUUAGUUUAUUGUAAAAUUAUGCUGUUUCACACACUUGUAAUAUUGUACGAGCUCAGUUAUAGAACAUAAAAUUUACUUUGAAAUUAAGAUCAAAAUGAUGUAUCUGAGCCAUAU